AUGCCCUUGUCUCUCAAACCUAGGUCCGAAGCACCGACUACCGUUAAAACUCCUCAAACUGCCUUACUCGAACCCCUUCUCUUCAGCCCUGUUUCUCCGUUGUCGGCCUUUUCUACCUUCGAGUAAAGGGACGCUGCCAAAAGGUCGCCUGACGCCACCGACGCCGGAGCCGGGUGGUUUAGCUAUCAAGGUUAAUGAUACAGUUGGGGAGGAUUCACUUCUGAGGGUCUCUUUUCCUAAUGGGCUCUCCUGAACGAGUAAGAAGUUCAGGAAAGAAGGACAUAGAGGUUGAUCCAGAUGUAAAGACGGACAGGUUCAGGGAAGAUGAUGACUGGGAAGGUGAUGAUAAGAGAAAGCACAGGUCAAGCAAGUCAAGAAAGCCUGGAACUUUGGAAGAUGCUGAGGGAAUAGAUAGUGGUGGUAGAAAGAAAAGUGCCGGGGACAGAACUGAGAGCCGAAAGAGAUCAGGUGGUUCAAGCAGAGCUGAUAGUGAUGAGGAUGACUAUGAAACAAGGAAGGAGUCACGUACUCGGCAUAUGAAGAAGAAAAUAGAGGACAACACAUUGGAGAAACUGAGCAAUUGGUAUGAAGAAGGAGAAGGUGAAAUCAAGUAUGACAGUGGAUAUAAAGGACAUGGUCGAGUUGAUGACAGUGAAAGAAAGAGAUUGACUUCAAAGUUCUCAGAUCAUGAGAUCUCCCAGGUCAGAGCUAAAGACAAAGAUGAAGCAGUGUUAGAUGGUAACCCUGAAAAGGCGCUAGAUAGAGAAUCUAGAUUUUCUGAAAGAAGGGAAAGUAGUAGAGAGAAGGGUCAUGGUUCUUCUGAGCAUGGGAAAAACUCAAGGAGAAAGUGGGAUGACUCAGAUGUCUUCUGGAAAGAUGAAGAUGGAAACUACACUGAAAAAUCUGAUAUAAGAAGUGGGAAGCUGACUGAGUCUAGGAUUGAGAUUGUUAGAGACAGAAGUGAUAGCAUGAAAUUUGAUCUGAGUGAGAGCAAAAUCAGAGAAUUUGACUCAGACGGUGACAAAGGCAUUAAAGCUCAGGAUAAGGAGGACAGAAGAUCUGAGUUUGAAAGGAAUAAGAGGGACAGGUUGGAAGUUUUAGAGGAGGACCUGAAAGGAAGCUCGUCGAUGCGGUCGAGCAAGGAGAGAAAUGAGGAGCAUAGACACCCAAGAAAUCCGGCUGGUAGGGAAAUUGUUGACAGUCGUGAGAGGUCUUUAAACGCAGAUGAGGAUGGCAAUGCAUGGAUGAGAGACAAGAACAGGAGGGAAAUAGAUACUUCCAACAGGUCAAGGACACCUGAGCGGAGUGGAAGACGUCAAUAUGAACCAGACAACUUUGAUAUGGAUUAUGAGCGAAGCACUUCUUUUAGGAGGAAGGAACAAGAGAGAGAUAACUAUAGAGAUGAUAGGUCUAAAGGAAGAGAUGAAAGUUGGACUGAUAGGAGCAGGGAUCGCGAGGGCUCUAGAGAUGCUUGGAAAAGAAGGCAACCUAAUAGCACUGAAAAGGAAAUAAGGGAUAUUGAUACAGCUUAUGAUCAUGGUAGAGAGUGGGAUUUUCCUAGACGUGGUCGGAUUGACCAUGAUAGGCCUCAAGGUCGUUCUGGUGGUAGGAAAGACGGAAGCAGGACUGAAGCAGUGAAAACCUCUUCCAAGUAUGGAAUUUCGAAUGAGAAUUAUGAUGUCAUAGAGAUCCAAACCAAACCAUUCGAUUAUGGAAGGGAGGAAUCUAAAUCCCUCCUUUCCAGAAGCAAUGAACUGGGUCAGCAAUCUGAUACAUUGGCUCCAAAUGGUGAGGAGAAUGCUUAUUCUAGGGAGGAAAGAUCUAGGAAUUCAUAUGCAUCUAUGCAAUCUGGUGAGGAUUCAAAGGAUAGAUUCACAGAUGGGGGCUUUUCUGGGCAAGACCAGAAUUUAUGGAGGGAUGACAAUGACUUUGCAAGAGCAAGAGGCCAGAGGGGUGGUAUGUCUAACCGUGCUUCUGGGGGCCAAAGUUCUAGUGUUGGCUCACAAAUGAUGCAUGGAAACCAGGAGUCCUCUUCCUUUACGAGAUCUGCACCACAAGGAGUUAAAGGGAAUAGAGUUGGACGAGGAGGUAGGGGUAGACCAAUGGGCAGAGAUGGUCAACAGGUUGGGCUUCCAAUGCCAUUGAUGGGAUCGCCUUUCGGGCCACUUGGAAUGCCACCACCUGGACCGAUGCAAUCUAUAACUCCUAGCAUGUCACCAGCACCAGGUCCUCCAAUUUCUCCUGGUGUCUUUAUUCCACCAUUCCAGCCUCCAGUUGUUUGGUCUGGUCCUCGAGGUGUUGAAAUGAACAUGCUAGCUGUCCCACCUGUUCUCUCACCUGUUCCUCCAGGGCCCUCUGCGCCUAGGUUUCCCGCAAAUAUGGGGACUCCACCAAAUCCACCUAUGUAUUUCAGCCAACCUGGUCCUAUAAGAGGAGCACCACCAAAUAUACCUGCACCAAACUUUAACCCUAUUGCACCUAUGGGGCGUGGACAAUCACAGGAAAAAUCCCCUGGAGGUUGGGUUCCUCCUAGAACUAAUGGACCCCCUGGCAAAGCUCCUUCGAGAGGAGAGCAGAAUGAUUACUCCCAAAACUUUGUCGACACUGGUAUGCGUCCACAGAACUUUAUCAGGGAGUUAGAGCUCACUAGUGUUGUGGAGGACUAUCCAAAACUUCGGGAGCUUAUACAAAAGAAGGAUGAGAUUGUUGCCAAAUCGAAUUCCCCACCUCUUUAUCUGAAGUGCGACCUGCAUGAACAGGUGCUUUCUCCAGAGCUCCUCGGUACAAAGUUUGAUGUCAUUCUUGUGGACCCUCCUUGGGAGGAAUAUGUACAUCGAGCUCCUGGUGUUACUGAUCAUAUGGAAUAUUGGACAUUUGAAGAAAUAAUGAAUUUGAAAAUUGAGGCAAUAGCAGAUACACCUUCUUUUAUUUUUCUUUGGGUUGGUGAUGGUGUUGGGCUUGAGCAAGGUCGACAGUGUUUGAAGAAGUGGGGAUUUAGAAGGUGUGAAGAUAUAUGUUGGGUGAAGACAAACAAAACAAAUGCAACUCCUGGACUGCGCCAUGAUUCGCAUACUUUAUUCCAGCGCUCAAAGGAACAUUGCUUAAUGGGCAUAAAAGGGACCGUACGUCGCAGUACUGAUGGUCAUAUAAUCCAUGCCAACAUUGACACUGACGUAAUAAUUGCUGAGGAGCCUCCUUAUGGAUCUACUGCAAAACCUGAAGACAUGUAUAGGAUAAUUGAACAUUUUGCUCUUGGCCGGAGAAGACUUGAGCUCUUCGGGGAAGAUCAUAAUAUCAGGGCUGGCUGGUUAACUGUUGGUAAAGGAUUAUCCUCAUCAAACUUCAAUGCCGAGGCAUAUUGUAGGAGUUUUGCUGACAAGGAUGGGAAAGUUUGGCUGGGUGGGGGAGGAAGAAACCCUCCUCCAGAGGCUCCGCACCUCGUUCAGACAACUCCUGAGAUAGAAGCAUUGCGUCCAAAGUCGCCAAUGAAGAAUCAGCAGCAACUGCAGCAGCAAUCUUCAUCAAUCUCUCUGACAACAGGCAAUUCCUCGAACAAGAGGCCCGCUGGAAAUUCCCCACAAAAUCAUAAUGCACAGAAUAUGAACCAAGAAGCUUCUAGCUCCAAUAUCUCGACCCCAGCUCCCUGGGGUUCACCAAUGGAGGGCUUUAAAGGAAGAGAGGGUGGACUUAUGGCCCCCGAUGAUAGAAUAUUCGAUAUGUAUGGGUAUAAUGCAUCAUUUGGUCAGAGUAAUGCAGAGUUUUUAGACUACGAGUCGCAAAGAUCAAUGAAUUUGUUGUAGUAAAACGCAUUGUACCAAUUAAUUUUUCAUUUCUUGUAUUUUUUGUAUUCCACUCCAUAAAAGGCAUGAAAAUUGCCCCAUCCCUCGUCUUUCCUCUGCAACUCUCUUCCUUCAAAAUUGGGUGUGGCGGCCAUUGGUUUUAGCACCAAAACCUUGUAAAGAUAAUCUGUAAUCAUUCUCCAUUAGGAACUAUAAAGCAAACUUUUGUUCGUUGUGAGCGGUUUACCUGCGUUUACUCGAUUCUGCACCAGUAAGUUGUAGUCACACACACUGGCAUUAACUAAACCAUGAACCGCAAUGGCAUGAUUAAACAAUUUAUAUGGUUCUUCUUUUUCUUGAUUCGAUUCAUCAUUGACUGCAAAAUAAAUGAAUGAUAGGGGCAUUAGUCAGUGGCCACACUUUAUAGCGAUAUUAAGAGUUAAUCAUAGGGACAUUGGGCGCUUGAUCGUGAGGUUAUAUUGGUUCAAAUCUUGAACAAAAGGAAAAGGGGAAAGUCUGGGUACAAACUUUCUGUUAAAGAUGACAAACAGCCCUCUCUUAAAGAAAUCGAAUUGACGCCCGGGCGGCUACGAGCGACAAUUAAUUAACCUAAACUUGGAGGAGAAGUCAGAUUCUGGAACUUUGCUUUGGUUUUCUUAGUAAAGUUGGGAAUCGAACUUGGAAACCAACAGAAAGUCGCCCAGAGAAAGAAAAUGGCGGCUCGCCGAGUCCUGUCGCUUCUUCUCUCCAAACAACCUCGUACCUCCUCCUCCUCUCUUAAAGAAUCCUUCUCCCAAGUUAUCCCUGCAGCAAAUUCGUUCUUCCAAAGAGAUGGACUGCGCGAAAGGGGACUUCGGACAAUUGUAGAAGACCACAAUCGAUCUGUUGAAGACAGUUUAGCUAAAGAGAGCUGCAACUUGAACUCAGAUUCCAGCUCCAGUGAUGCCAUUUCAAGUCCUGUAUCCAAUGAAGACUCCAUAAGACACAGGGUGACGUCGAGCCUGAAAAUCUCCGAAACACAUGAUCUUGCAAUGAUUUUCACAUGCAAAGUUUGUGAUACCAGAUCGGUAAAGACAUGUUCUCGUGCCUCUUAUGAAAAAGGUGUUGUGUUGGCGAGAUGUGGUGGCUGUAAUAAUGUACACCUGAUUGCUGAUCGGCUGGGCUGGUUUGGAGAACCUGGGAGCAUAGAGGAAUUCCUAGCUGCUCGAGGCGAGGAAGUGAAAAAAGGGUCUGCUGAUACCUUAAAUCUGACACUUGAAGAUAUGGCUGGAAAGGAGAAACUUGAUGUCUGAAGGAGUUUCAUAGUUUGCAUGUCGGGAUUAUGACAGUAAAGAUAUCUUUUCGAAACAGAUAGGCAAUAGAGAUGCAGAUGUUAACACCAUAGUGUUGAAGUUUUCUUCUUGAGAACUGUCUAAUUGACAGAUUACUAGAGAUUAUUUGCAACCGUGUCCUAAUAGAUGUAUUCCCGUUA
Coffea arabica (coffee) is the source of this 5250-nucleotide messenger RNA. Its product is annotated as N6-adenosine-methyltransferase non-catalytic subunit MTB-like. Lineage: Eukaryota; Viridiplantae; Streptophyta; Magnoliopsida; Gentianales; Rubiaceae. Gene Ontology annotation, cellular component: RNA N6-methyladenosine methyltransferase complex; nucleus. Gene Ontology annotation, molecular function: mRNA binding; methyltransferase activity. Gene Ontology annotation, biological process: methylation; mRNA modification. The record is from RefSeq and is a predicted model, not a curated record.